UUUCGUAUACACUCUAUCAAAAUGGCCGCUCCAGCGAAAAGUUUGCCGAGAGAUGCUCAAAUUAUGACUGCAAUUUUGAAAGAUCUAGGUGUUACUGAACAUGAGCCACGAGUCAUAAAUCAAAUGCUUGAAUUUGUUUACAGAUAUGUAUCUGAUAUAUUAGACGAUGCCAGAGUAUACUCCAGUCAUGCUAACAAGAAAACAGUUGAUGUUGAUGAUGUCAAGCUGGCCAUACAAUGUAGAAUGGACCAUUCCUUCACAUCACCUCCGCCAAGAGAUCUUCUGAUGGAUAUAGCUAAACAUAAGAACAGUCAAGCUUUGCCUUUAAUUAAACCUUACAGUGGACUGAGGCUUCCACCAGAUAGAUACUGUUUAUCUGCACCCAACUACAAGAUGGCCAGUCAUAAAAUGGUCAAAAAGCAACAAGCAAGGAUACAGUUUGGUCUGCCAAUGGGUCAACAGUUUUCAGGUUCACAGAGAAUAAGCAUUACACCGCAUGGAAUUGGCAAAUCAAGUGGUAAUCCAAACCUAAGUGUUGUAACCAAAAACAUGUCAGUUCCUACUGUUACAAUAGUAACUAAACCACAAGCAUCAACAAUGGUGCAAAGACCAGCAUUCAGAAUAUCAGCAGGUACAAAUUUACAACCCAUUCAUGCCAGCCAGCCAAUGUCAUCUGCACUACAUCCUUCAGCUUUAUUGUCUAAGACAUUACAGAUCUCCCAGUCUACAGCCUCACUCAUAUCUAACAAUACUCUUAAGAGGAAGCAUGAUGAUGAUGAUUAUGAUACAUAACAUCUAAUGUAACUUGAUACAUAUUGUGUUACAUAUUUUGAUACCAGAAACAUAAUCAUACAUUCAUUGACAUUACAUAACAAAUAUUUGAAUUUUUUAAUCAAGUAAAAUAGACUAGAUGUGUACUGCAUUCAUUUUGUAUAUACUGUAAACGUAAUACAUUCUCUAUAAAAUAUUGAUUUUUACAUUUGGUAGUCAGCCAAAGCUUUUUCUCAAAGAAACAGUUUGUUCUAUUCAUCAAGAAACAAAUGAGUCUUCAAUGUAUGUGAUCUUAAGGAAUAAAACAUUUGUACAUA
Messenger RNA from Mytilus trossulus (common blue mussel), 1088 nucleotides. Its product is annotated as transcription initiation factor TFIID subunit 9-like. NCBI's taxonomy places the organism in Eukaryota, Metazoa, Mollusca, Bivalvia, Mytilida, Mytilidae. Gene Ontology annotation, cellular component: transcription factor TFIID complex; SAGA complex. The transcript has 6 exons. Gene Ontology annotation, biological process: RNA polymerase II preinitiation complex assembly; DNA-templated transcription initiation. The coding region runs from base 22 to 792 and encodes 256 amino acids. The record is from RefSeq and is a predicted model, not a curated record. Gene Ontology annotation, molecular function: protein heterodimerization activity; RNA polymerase II general transcription initiation factor activity; transcription coactivator activity.